AUGGUUCAAGGGACUGCUUUGGCUGGAUAUGACACAGCUUAUUCAUGUCACCACUUCAACAUCCUCGGGUCAUUCUCUGAUAACACAUUUCCAAGCCUGACACGUUUAAGCCUCGGAAGUAACGUCAAUGUAUCUGGUCGCUGGGCUUUCCGUGUAGAUAAUGGUUCAAGGGACUGCAAUGUACCCCUCUACCCAAUUGGAGGAACAACAACCCCUCGAGAACUUGAUGGAAGCUCCCCACAAAUUUACCUCAAUCAAACCUUUAACUAUUUUGGCAAAUCUUACUCUCAGAUUUAUGUGAACAACAAUGGACAUCUGACCUUUGAAGCACCAUGGUAUAGUUAUAUACCAUUACAGUUUCCAAUGGAUGAAAGCAGAGACAUUAUUGCUCCUUAUUGGACUGAUAUAGACAAUCGUGAAAGCGGUAACAUCUAUUAUGUUCAGUAUACCAGUGGCUCUAUUCUCCAACAAGUUACCCAGGACAUCAACCUAUACUUCCCAGAACUUAACUUUCAUGCCAGCUGGAUCUUUAUUGCAACAUGGCAUAAAGUUCCCUAUUUUUUUGUGGCUCAAACAGAAUCAACCUUUCAGGCAGUCUUGGCUUCAAAUGGGAAUUACUCAUUUGUGAUACUGAAUUAUGGGCCCCUAGCAUCCAGCCCGGUCCCUAUAGAGGCUGGAUAUGAUACAUCCUAUUCUUGUCAUCACUUAUCCAUCCUUGGAUCAUUCUCUAAUAACACAAUCCCAAAGAGCUUAUUUUUAACCCUCAGUAGUAACAUUAAUGUACCUGGCCGCUGGGCUUUCCGUGUGUCUAAUGGUUCAAGGGGCUGCUCUUUCAAUGGUAAGAAGAAAGCAUCUUAA
This is a messenger RNA of Cyprinodon tularosa, 858 nucleotides long. Its product is annotated as sushi, nidogen and EGF-like domain-containing protein 1. The transcript has 6 exons. Gene Ontology annotation, biological process: cell-matrix adhesion. Bases 1 to 858 code for a protein of 285 amino acids. The record is from RefSeq and is a predicted model, not a curated record. NCBI's taxonomy places the organism in Eukaryota, Metazoa, Chordata, Actinopteri, Cyprinodontiformes, Cyprinodontidae.